Molecule: messenger RNA, 4146 nt
Organism: Bursaphelenchus okinawaensis
Lineage: Eukaryota; Metazoa; Nematoda; Chromadorea; Rhabditida; Aphelenchoididae
Source: the annotation of a GenBank genome assembly
AUGCGUAAACAAAGUAUGAAUCAUAAGAAAAUAUAACAAUUUCAAUUAUUAAAAAAUUCAAAACUAAAGAAGUUUCCUGGUCAAAAAAUAGUCUUUUGUUAGGAUGUGGCCAAGGCAUCUGGCCAUUCGGGCACUCAAAUAUUAAAAACAAUACGGAAAGCCAACGAUUUAGCAUUCUUCGUCAUCGUGUUGGGACUCAAGUGUGAUGUAUAUGUCAAUAUAUAUUCUAAUAACCUUAAAAAUAGUUGUAACAUAUUAAUUUUUUAAUAUGAACAGUAAUUUUAAAAUUUUUCAAUCAAUUUUAUGUUUUUGUUUUCUAUUUGCGUUACAUAUUUUAUUAAAUCGUAUAAAAUUGUUUUUGCAGUUUGCCAAAGCCCGGACGCAGUUGUUACAAGCAAGCUGACGGAUUUUCUGGAGGUUGGUUUAAAAUGUCAAUUAUUUUUGGAUGAAGAUUAUUAAUGUAAAUAGAAUUUUGUAAAGCCGCAUUCCGGGAAUGAAAAUAUUUUGUGGGUAAUAUGGAGGUUUGUUAUUGGUUUAAUGCAGUACGCGUCAUAUGCGGCCGCAGGGGUUUAAUCUUUUUUGGAGCCGAAAACUUGGGGGAAAAAGCAAUGUGGAUGCCGGGCUUUUUUCGUGGAUAGUUAGAACAAGUUGGACUAUGUUUUUAAGUGCAAUUUUGGCGUUUUUUUACCGAUUUUAUCAUGUUUUUAAUGGUUGUUAUGGUUUUGUUGAUUUCAGGUAUCGGCGAUGCAGCUCGACCAAGAUAAUUCUCCUCAAACAUCCGAGUUGAAAGGUAAUUAUUUAUAUUUUACUUUUUUGUUUGAUCAAUGGUUUAUUCUAUGUAAAAACUUGUUUUUUAAUGUAUAGUUUAUGUUGUCAAUGUGUCUUAUUUACUUUUAAUGAUUUCUUUUUGUUAUAGAUCUAAAUGGAGAAGAUGGACCGAAAGAAGAGGUAAGCCACUAUCUCAGCAACAUAUAAAACUUUUUUUUCAGUCAAAUCGACCACCGUUCACAGUUAACUCUGUGCUUCAUUUUCUUCAAAGCGAGUUGAACAGGUAUGAAAUCGAAAGAGCUCAAUGGGAGAUGGAGAGAACUGAACUAAUUGUAAGUAAAUAUUGUUAUAAAAUUGUUUAUUCUGUGUUUAGGCUCGUGUAAAUUUUUUGAAUGGAGAACGUAAAGGACAAGAAGAGCUGAAGCGUGAUCUUGUCAGACGUAUUAAGAUGUUGGAGUACAGUUUAAAACAAGAACGGUAUGUGAUUGGUUUGAUGGUAUAUAAAAUUAAUUUUUAGUGCAAAAGUUGCUAGACUAACAAGCGAAGCUAAAACAGAAGGCAAUGAAGAAAAUGAGGAGGUUAAACCGACAGGUGAGAGAUUUUUGUAUUGUUUAAAUUAUAAUAAAAGCCCGUAAAGUUGAGAAACAAGUUUUUAAAAGUAAAAGUGAUAAUAUUUAUUGUUUUAGUUGUAUAACUUUAAAUGUGUCGUGUUUUAAAGAAAUUUGUUAAAUUUUUUAUUUAAGACGAGCCACUUGGAGCAAUCGAAGUCGAUGCUGUUAUACCCAAUCCUCAAACGUCUCCAGUCUAUAAGCAAGCCAGGUCGUUGCUUAGGCAAUACCUAAAUGAAAUAGGAUAUUCUGAAAAGAUUCUGGAUGUACGAGCUUUUAGAGUAAAAAAUUUGCUGGGGAUUGUGCCUGGAAACAAUGAAGGUUUUCUUAAUGAUGGGUGAGAUCAUUACUUUGAUUUUAAACCUUAGUUUGAGCGUUUUGUGUGAAGAAGUAGACUAUACUUAAUAUACUUCACGAUUUUUAAACAACGAGUAAUAUUUUUAGCUCCAAAGAAAGUCAAUCUAGAGGAAAAGUUUUAACAGAAUCCGAGAAGGCUAUCUUAGAAGCCGCGGAUCUCUUAAGAAGCAACAACAUUAAUGAUAACGACGAUGCGUCGGAUUCAGAAGGCUCCGGAGGCAAUUUGGAUGCCGAAGCCGUAACCGCAAUUGAAUUUGAGUUUUUGAACGAAGAGAAGAAUGGACCGUCAGCUGAGGAAUGGAACGUUGAUCCAAACAGAAUCGAAGCCAUGAAAGACGAUUACUUCAAGAAGCUGAAAGAAAAGGCUAGCCGAGAUGAGGAACAUAAACAGGAAACUAAAGAACAACAGUUUUUUCACCAACUAAAUGAAAGUUGCAUACCUAAAGAGAAGCUGUUGGAGAUGAACGAGGACAUUAACAUCAAGGAUGUUACUGAGGUAUGUUGUGGUUGCUUUUACUUUAGUUUUUGGAUGUUAUGGCCUCUUUUUUUUAAAAAGGCAUUAAAAGUCUUGCUAUAAGGUUUCUAAUGGUCUUUAUGUUAUAGUAGGAUAAGCUUCUGGUUGUAAACUAUCAAUGUUAUCAUAUCAGUCUUAUUUUUGUAGUUAAACAACGAUUCUCCAUCGAUUCAAUGGCGUAUCGCCUUCACACUGCGAAGUCAUCUUGACAGUGUUCGAGCCAUGAAGUUCCAUCCGUUUGAACCGGUUUUAGUCACUGCUUCUGAAGACGGCACGGCCAAGAUGUGGAAUUUGGCGGACAAAGAUACGAAAGGGCAACAAUCUCACACAACCGUUAUGGGUGUGGUAGAUCUUGAGCCGAGAUACACUUUCAGAGGUCACAAGUAUGUCGAUUUAUUUUUUUUUUGGGUACUAUUUUUGAUUUGGAACAGUGAGAACGUUAUGGAAUAGUGGUUUUUAGUGAUUUUUUUUAUUUUUUUUGUUGGGUGGAUUGAUGUUUUAAAUUUUCAGAGGACAUAUCUUAUCCAUGGACAUGAAUUCAACUGGAGAUUCAUUCUACACUGGUGGAUAUGAUGGUGUGAUUUGUUGCUGGGAAAUGCCACCGUUUGAUAUACCAAUCUAUGAUCAAUACGGUAAGGUAUAAUUCAUUGAGUUUUAGGUAACACACUACUUAGCUAAGUUUUUAGUCAAAAAUGGAAUUUUUAGACAUAAAUUUUAAUUUUUAGCUCAAUAGGGAAAUGAAAUUUUGUUUUAGGUAUGAAAAUUUGCUAAAUAGCGGUUUCUUUUAGAUUUAGAAAAAAAAAUUAAUAACAGCAUUUUUCAAAGAUUUUUUUGAGCUUAUAAUUAUUUUUAUUAACUGUUUUCAAAUUUUAGACCCUCGUUUUUUGGCCGAAAAAUUGGUAGGUCACACUCAACCAGUUUGGUCAGUCGUCUACCACUCUUCAUCCAACCGACUGAUCAGUGGCUCAGCAGAUGGAACAAUACGUCUAUGGGAACUUGGUUUGGCCAAGGGAGAAGGCCAAGAAGAUCCACAACUCAAGUUAUAUGCCCCACCAACAGCUAAUGCUCGGCCAAGAGCGCUGGACCUGGUUUCAACCGAAACACAACGACUUUUGGCAGCCUACACUGGUAAAUCAGCGUGCAUGUUGGACUUGGAGACGGGACAAAAGAUUUUGGACUUUGAUUUGAGCUUACCCGAGGAUGAGGUUGGAGAAAUCAACUCGAUUAUUAGUCAUCCUACUAUGCCGGUUAGUAUCAUGGCUGGUGUAGACAGGAAAAUCCGUUACUUUGAUAAUCAUACUGGUAAGCGGAUGGGAGUUUAAUCGUUUUUUUAAAGUUUUAAAAACAUGCCAUUUUGGAGAUUUGAUAAAAAUUUGAUAUUUUGAAGGCUGGAAAAACAAAUCUUUUUUGAACAAUUUGGUCAAAUAAUAUAAUUUGAGUUUUAAUACUUUUUGUUUUAGGAAAACUGGUGCGAAGUGCGGUAUCACACGUGGAGAGCAUCUCAACACUAGCUGCAGACCCGAAUGGCCUAUACAUGCUUAGUGGCUGUGAAGAUGGAUCGCUGAGAGUGUGGGACAUGGAGUCAAAGACAUGUAUACAGGUACGUAGAGGGUUAUUAUUAAAAGGUUUUUGGGUAAAAUACGAAGCAUUGUGGGUUUUGAUGAAAAAAUGGCUAAAAUUUUAAUUUUCUAUAAUUUAGGUAAUAGUUUCAUUAAAAUGUUUGGAAAUUAGUGUAUUGUUGACACUGUGACUCUUUUUUAGGAAAUUGCUGCGCAUCGCAAAAAGCACGACAUGUCGGUGAUGGCCGUCGCCAUUCACCCCUCACGGCCGUUGAUCGGCUCCGCCGGCGCGGACUCUCUGGUCAAGGUGUUCUCUCAACGAUCGUACUCAGCCAGCUGA